Sesamum indicum (sesame) is the source of this 1686-nucleotide messenger RNA. RefSeq names its product catalase isozyme 1. Gene Ontology annotation, cellular component: cytoplasm; peroxisome; plasma membrane. NCBI's taxonomy places the organism in Eukaryota, Viridiplantae, Streptophyta, Magnoliopsida, Lamiales, Pedaliaceae. Gene Ontology annotation, molecular function: catalase activity; heme binding. The record is from RefSeq and is marked provisional. Gene Ontology annotation, biological process: hydrogen peroxide catabolic process; response to hydrogen peroxide.
CGAGCCGAAGAACAAGAGAGCCCCACCACCACAAUUUAAAAACUCGGGAGCUGAUCUCCACACGUUCCUCGUGCUCCUUGGCGAACAAAUUGGAUUCUUGACAAGGGAAGUGAGAACUCUGCCUGAGCUCUAUCCAUGGAUCCGUACAAGUACCGUCCGUCUAGUGCUUUCAAUUCACCUUUUAUGACUACGAAUUCUGGAGCUCCGGUUUGGAACAAUAACAACUCGUUGACCGUCGGAAGUAGAGGUCCGAUCCUCCUUGAAGAUUACCAUUUGGUGGAGAAACUUGCUAAUUUCGAUCGUGAGAGGAUCCCAGAACGUGUUGUCCAUGCCAGAGGUGCAAGUGCCAAGGGUUUUUUUGAGGUCACUCAUGAUAUUUCCCACCUUAGUUGUGCUGAUUUCCUUCGAGCUCCAGGAGUUCAAACACCAGUUAUUGUUCGAUUCUCCACUGUCAUCCAUGAGCGCGGUAGCCCUGAAACUCUCAGGGAUCCCAGGGGAUUUGCAGUGAAAUUUUACACAAGAGAGGGAAACUUUGAUUUGGUGGGAAACAACUUCCCUGUCUUUUUUAUUCGUGAUGGAAUGAAAUUUCCUGAUAUGGUUCAUGCAUUGAAACCCAAUCCAAAGUCCCACAUUCAAGAGAACUGGAGAAUCAUGGAUUUCUUCUCCCACCAUCCUGAGAGUUUGAAUAUGUUCACAUUCCUCUUUGAUGAUAUCGGUGUUCCACAAGAUUACAGGCACAUGGAUGGCUCCGGUGUUAACACCUAUACUCUAAUCAACAAGGCUGGGAAAGCACAUUAUGUGAAGUUCCAUUGGAAGCCUACUUGUGGAGUGAAGUCUCUGUUGGAGGAUGAAGCUAUUAAGGUUGGAGGAGCUAAUCACAGCCAUGCCACCCAGGAUCUCUAUGAUUCAAUUGCAGCAGGGAACUAUCCAGAGUGGAAGCUCUUUAUUCAGAUUAUAGAUCCCGACCAUGAGGACAGAUUUGACUUCGACCCACUUGAUGUGACCAAGACUUGGCCUGAGGACAUCUUGCCCCUGCAGCCCGUCGGUCGCAUGGUGUUGAAUAAGAAUAUUGAUAACUUCUUUGCAGAGAAUGAACAGCUUGCUUUUUGCCCUGCUAUUAUCGUCCCUGGAAUUUACUAUUCUGAUGACAAGCUUCUGCAAACUCGGAUAUUUUCUUAUGCCGAUACUCAAAGGCACCGUCUUGGGCCAAAUUAUCUCCAGCUUCCUGCUAAUGCUCCCAAAUGUGCCCAUCACAACAAUCAUCAUGAAGGUUUCAUGAACUUCAUGCACAGGGAUGAAGAGGUGAACUACUUCCCUUCAAGGUAUGAUCCCACUCGUCAUUCCGAGAUGUACCCCAUUCCUCCAGUGGUGUUGUCAGGGAAGCGUGAAAAGCGCUGCAUCGAGAAGGAGAACAACUUUAAGCAACCUGGUGAGAGAUACCGUUCCUGGGCACCAGACAGGCAAGAGAGAUUUAUCCGCCGAUGGGUCGAGGCUCUGUCUGAUCCCCGUCUUACCCAUGAAAUCCGCAGUAUCUGGAUUUCAUACUGGUCUCAGGCUGACAAGUCUCUUGGUCAGAAACUUGCUUCUCGUCUCAAUGUGAGGCCAACAAUGUGAAGAUGAAUGAGGAGAGAUGAUCUUGUUUUGGGUUGUGGGAUUAAGAACAGUGCAGAGGAUUUGGUGCUUGGA